Hydatigera taeniaeformis is the source of this 420-nucleotide messenger RNA. Lineage: Eukaryota; Metazoa; Platyhelminthes; Cestoda; Cyclophyllidea; Taeniidae. The record is from the annotation of a GenBank genome assembly.
AGCGGAGCAAAAAUAAAGGUGUCGGACAGGGGUGUGAAGGAGAGAAUCGUCUCUAUCUCCGGAAAUAUGUCGGCUGUGAUUCAUGUUAUUAAGCUCUUUUGUCGAGAAUUUGCUUGGCUUACGGGUUCCCUGCUGAAAAUUACACGACACAAAUUGCCCAAUUCGACAGAUCGCAUUCUCUUCAUCUACGGCACAGUGGCGGCGAUUACGACGUGUCUUGAGGCAAUAUGUGCUCUGGUGAGAGAGAUCAAGGGAAGAUCGAACGAAAUACCAUACAUUCCACCAUCUGAAAAUGCCAAUGCCUAUACUGAGAUGCCUUCCUAUCCUCAAGGUCUAAAAUUCGUCACCUCCAUGAAUUACACACCCAGUGCUGUUCAGAAUGGUCGACGAAGCCCCACCGACUCAAAGGUAAGGCUUUGA